UCAUUAUCAGUAUUUUCUGCAUUUCAAAAAAUGAGGAUCCUUUAUAAAAUGAUCUCCUUGCUCGUUAUUCUUAAUUCCAUUGAAUUCAGCUCACAGGCCAUCCUACGCACUCUCGAACCUCUUUCUCCUCAUCGUAGCGAACCUCUUUCUCCUCAUCGUGGCGAACCUGUGUCUCCUCAUCGUGGCGAAUCUGUUUCUCCUUAUCGUGGCGAAUCUCUUUCUCCUCAUCGUAGCGAAUCUCUUUCUCCUCAUCGUGGCGAAUCUCUUUCUCCUCAUCGUAGCGAAUCUCUUUCUCCUCAUUACGACGAACAUCUUUCUCCUAAUAAUGGCGAACCUUUUUCUCCUUAUUAUGGUGAAUAUCUUCAUAUUCACCAUGGUGAACCUCUUCUUGUUUACGACGACCAUCUUCCUCUCUACCAUAACGAAGCUUCCACGAGUAGUGCUCGCCAACUACCUCGCGGGGCAAGAGUAGUCCCAAAUUUCAUUUUUCCAAACGGCUUUAUAACGAAAGACGAAGAGGGUAUUUAUUACUCGUUGCCAACUCACGAAACAUUUCGUACAAUAGCAGAUGAGGAAGGUUUCAUAGUUGGAAUUUUGAAUCGUUACAAUGAGCUUUGUGCAGUAUUUAAUUUAAAUGGGUACGAUCGGGUUAAAGUAGAUGAGUUCGGAUUUCGUGGGAUAAAGAGAAUGAAGUCGAAGGAAAUCAAUGAAUUUCCCGAAUUUAAAAAAUUCUUAGUGCCUAAAAUUAUACCCACAAAUCUGGCCCUAAAUCAUUGAUUAGUCAAAUAAGGAAGUGAAUAAUUUUAGGGUGCGAAUGGUGUAUUUUUUAAAUUGUGUUUCUUUUAAUUUUCAAACGGCUUUGACGCUUGGGAGAUUUGUCACGGACUCGCUUCCUUUAUGAUACUACAUAUUUAUAUCUGACAACGCUGUAUUCUCUGAUUCUUUAAAAAAAAUCUUCGUCCGAAAAAUAUAAAAAUAUGUCUACUCUUUUAGCUUGACGAUAGGAAAUUCGUAUUCAGAAUUGUCAUCAAUGUUUCUCUUUUUUUUAAUGCCUUGUAAGAUUCUGGCU
Messenger RNA from Belonocnema kinseyi, 1069 nucleotides. RefSeq lists its product as uncharacterized. The transcript has 2 exons. NCBI's taxonomy places the organism in Eukaryota, Metazoa, Arthropoda, Insecta, Hymenoptera, Cynipidae. The record is from RefSeq and is a predicted model, not a curated record. The coding region runs from base 31 to 777 and encodes 248 amino acids.